CCAAACAUUAUCAUCAUGCUCAUGGAUGACAUGGGUUGGGGGGAUUUGGGGGUGCUGGGUCAGCCUUCCAAAGAGACCCCCAAUCUGGAUGCAAUGGCUGCUCAGGGCAUGCUCUUCACCAACUUCUACACAGCCAACCCACUUUGUUCCCCAUCCAGAGCGGCUCUUCUCACUGGGAGGCUUCCUGUCAGAAAUGGUUUCUACACCACCAACGCUCAUGCCAGAAAUGCAUACACACCCCAGGAGAUAGUGGGGGGGAUCUCCAAAGAUGAGAUCUUGUUGCCGCAGUUGCUGAAGAAAAAAGGUUACGUCAGCAAGAUUGUUGGAAAAUGGCAUCUGGGCCACAGACCACAGUACCUUCCCCUGGAAAAUGGUUUUGACGAAUGGUUUGGUUCUCCAAACUGCCACUUUGGUCCCUACAACGACAAGAUCAGACCCAACAUCCCCGUCUACAACAACUCGGAGAUGCUUGGAAGGUACUUUGAGGACUUUAAGAUCGACAUAAAAGCCAGUGAAUCAAACCUCACUCAGAUGUAUUUGAUGGAAGGUCUUGCCUUCAUAUUUCGUCAGGCCAAAGCCAAGCAGCCCUUCUUCCUCUACUGGGCACCCGAUGCCACCCACGCCCCCGUUUAUGCCUCCAAACCUUUCUUAGGGAAGAGCCAACGAGGCCGUUACGGAGACGCAGUGAUGGAGUUGGACAGCAGCGUCGGUCAGAUCCUGAAGAUGCUGCAGAGUCUGGGCAUAGAAAAGAACACCUUUGUCUUUUUCACGUCGGACAACGGAGCAGCUCUUAUAUCUGCCCCAACUGAAGGUGGCAGCAACGGGCCGUUCCUCUGCGGGAAGCAGACAACGUUUGAGGGCGGCAUGAGGGAGCCCGCCAUUGCCUGGUGGCCUGGACACAUCAAGGAAGGCAUGGUGAGUUUGCAGCCUGCUAAUGUCAUGGACCUGUUCACCACUUGUCUGGCUCUGGCUGGCAUCGACCCUCCUCAGGACCGCAUCGUGGAUGGACUAGAUCUGACGCCGGUCUUGUUAAACUCCUCCAAAACUCUUGAAAACCGACCUACGUUUUACUAUCGUGGAAAUGAGCUGAUGGCUGUGAGGAUUGGUCAGUACAAGGCCCACUACUGGACCUGGAGCAACUCCUGGGAGGAGUUUAAAAGUGGUAUAAAUUUCUGUCCAGGUGAAGAGGUCCCGGGUGUGACGACUCACAAUCAGACUGAGCACACUAUGCAGCCGCUCAUUUUCCACUUGGGGCGGGACCCUGGAGAAAAGUAUCCACUCAACGUUUUGUCGAAGGAGUACCAGGACGCUCUGCAGAGGAUCUCUGCGGUCGUCCAGCAGCAUCAGAAGACUCUGGUUCCCGGCAUGCCGCAGCUCAACAUGUGUGACCUGGCAGUGAUGAACUGGGCUCCUGCCGGUUGUGAGAAGUUAGGGAAGUGUUUGAAUCCACCCGAGUCCAAACCCUGGAAGUGCUUCUGGCCCCACUGAGAACGAACGCAGACGGCCCAACGGUGAACCCAAGGAACAACAAUCUUUUUAAAUCAAAGCAAUUAAAAGAUGAUUAUAUGCAGUAUUAAAGACAAGAACGU
Nematolebias whitei (Rio pearlfish) is the source of this 1589-nucleotide messenger RNA. It is a transcript of the gene galns, whose product is annotated as galactosamine (N-acetyl)-6-sulfatase. The record is from RefSeq and is a predicted model, not a curated record. Gene Ontology annotation, molecular function: N-acetylgalactosamine-6-sulfatase activity; arylsulfatase activity. Bases 16 to 1488 code for a protein of 490 amino acids. Lineage: Eukaryota; Metazoa; Chordata; Actinopteri; Cyprinodontiformes; Rivulidae. The transcript has 14 exons.